AAUAUUGUAACUUUGAAGAGGAGAUUUAGAUUACAAUUAUACCGAGUCGUUAAGGAUGGGGCAUGCCAUAUCUGUAUCCGACCAGAAUCCGCUUUGAAUAUUUUAUCUAAUUUUAACUGACGGGCGGUCCAGAGGACCUCGGUGACUGCGGUGAGGGAGCCACCGGCGACGAUGGAGAGGACGGACAGCCAGACGAAGAGGGGUGGUAGCAGCGGCCGACUCAUUUCCUUCUAAUGAGGCCGACCCGUUUCCUUGCCCUUUCCUCUGCCUCCUUUUCCCCCACGACUUCUUCAUCUCCUUCCGUCGAGAAAACUAUCGGUAGAACAAAACCUUAUUUGACGGACAGAGCCUUGAUCGAACGAUGCCGAUCCAAUGCUCUCACGGUCGAAGACGCGCUAGAUUUGUUUGACGCAGCGGUGGCUGCCGAUCCGAAGCCCUCCAUCUACGCAAUCAACCUCCUCCUCGAUGCUAUCGCCGGAAUGAAGCACUACCCAAUCGUGAUCUCUCUCUGCAACAAGCUAAAUGUUUUAUCAGGAAUCCAGCCAAAUAUCCACACCUAUAGCAUCGUGAUCAACUCCUGCCGCCGAAUGAGCUCUGUGAACCUGGGCUUCGGCUUCUUAGGAGGCCUCCUCAAACGUGGCUUCUCUCCUAGGACUGCUAUCUUCAAUUCUCUCAUCAAUGGCCUCGGCACCGAGAGAAGGGUGGGCGAGGCAGCCAUGCUGUUCGAUAAAAUGUCUCUGAUGGGAUGCGAGCCGAACGUGGUCUCCUGCAAUGCUCUCAUCAAGGGGCUCUGCAACACCGGCAGUACUGCGUUGGCGCUGGAGCUGCACCGGAAAAUGUCUAUGAUGGGAGAUAGUUGCAAGACUAACAUAAUAACGUUCAACACUAUGAUCCACCACCUUUGCAACGAGGGACAUGUGAGCGAUGCUUGCAAACUGCUCGUGGAAAUGAGUCGUGUGGGUGUUAAACCGGAUGUGCGCACUUACAGCAGCAUUAUUUAUGGACAUUCCACUUUAGGCCACUUGAAGCAAGCUGUUGGUAUUUUCAAGGAGAUGAUGAAUCAUCACCUUUCACCAGAUGUGGUGACAUUCAACAUGCUGAUGAAUUCACUUUCCAAGCAUGAGAAGACUGCAGAAGCCCAUAAAUUAUUAGACUUGAUGAAGGAAAGAGAUGAAAAGCCUAAUGUAAUCUCUUAUACUAUAUUGGUGCAAGGAUAUUGUCGAGAAGGCCAUCUCGCUGAUGCUAGGGAAGUCUUCAAUUCCAUGUUGGUUAAGGGUCCUGCUCCUAACAGUCAUACUUACUCUGUCUUGAUUAAUGGAUUUGUCAAGAAUCAAAAAAUGGAUGAGGCCAUGGAGCUAUUCAACAAAAUGCAAAAAGGAGGAGUAAAGCCUGAUAUUAUUACCUAUAGUAUUAUACUAGAUGGACUAUGCCACCUUGGAAAAAUGGAGGAUGUUCGAGGGCUUCUUGAUGAAAUGAUGACUCAAGGAAUACGUCCAGAUGUCGUCACUUAUACCUCUAUAAUGUGUGGACUUUGUAGAUUAGGGAAGUGGAAAGAAGCUCAUCAAUUGCUUUAUGAAAUGACAGAACAACAAAUUCAUCCUAAUGUCGUGACAUUCAAUGCAUUGAUUGAUGCCUUUUGUAAAGAAGGAAUGAUUCAAGAGGCACAUGGAUUACUGGAAGUGAUGAUCUGUAGAGGUAUAGAGCCUGAUGUAGUAACUUAUACUACACUAAUGGAUGGUUAUUGUAUGGUAGGAAAACUAAAUGAUGCAGUAAGAAUUUGUGAUUUAAUGGUUUCGAAAGGCCAUGAACUCGAUGCUUUUACAUACAACAUAUUAAUCGACAGCUAUAGCAAAGGUGGGAGGAUUGAUGAUGCUUUGAGUCUUUUUUAUGCAAUGCCUUGCAAAGGAGUACAUCAUACAGUUGUUACAUACAACUCAAUGUUAGCUGGAUUAUAUCGAGUUGGAAGAGUGGCUGAUGCAGAAAAAUUGCGUGAGAUGAUGCUUGCUGCUGGGAUAUGCCCUAAUCUUUACACAUAUAACAUAGUCAUGGAUGGGCUUUGCAAGAACCAAUGUAUUGACGAAGCUAUGAAGCUAUUUCGAGAUACAUUAUCUUCUAAUGUUAACCUCGACAUUGUCUGUUUCAAUACCUUGAUUGAUGGUUUGGUCAAAGCUGGAAGGUUUGAAGCAGCCAAAAAUAUCUUCAAUACUAUCCAUACCAAAGAUUUAAAGCCAAAUGUUGUUACUUUUAACAUAAUGGUACAUGGCCUCAUGAAGGAAGGGUUGUUUGACGAAGCCAAUAACUUGCUCUUGCAUAUGGAGAAGUCAGGUUGUCCGCCAGAUUCCAUCACAUUCAAUGCCAUUAUUCGUGGUUUGCUGGAGAAAGAGGAGAUAGAAAGGGCAAGAGAUAUGAUUAGGAAAAUGAAGGAGAAAAGCUUUUCUUUCGAGGUGUCAACUGCUUCUAAAAUAUUUAAUUUCUCAGAGCGGCAAUAUCAUGAAUAUCUGAAGUUGCUUCCAGAUUUUUCUUAGCAUUGUGCAAUGUGAUGGGAGCAACAUAUAUAUAUUGAAUUGGGCUUUGAUGAUCUUAUGUUCACAUAAGCAUUGGAUGUCAUUUAUGAUUU
This is a messenger RNA of Elaeis guineensis (African oil palm), 2617 nucleotides long. The record is from RefSeq and is a predicted model, not a curated record. NCBI's taxonomy places the organism in Eukaryota, Viridiplantae, Streptophyta, Magnoliopsida, Arecales, Arecaceae.